Messenger RNA from Scatophagus argus, 2571 nucleotides. RefSeq names its product extracellular calcium-sensing receptor-like. Gene Ontology annotation, cellular component: membrane. Gene Ontology annotation, biological process: G protein-coupled receptor signaling pathway. Bases 1 to 2571 code for a protein of 856 amino acids. Gene Ontology annotation, molecular function: G protein-coupled receptor activity. The transcript has 6 exons. NCBI's taxonomy places the organism in Eukaryota, Metazoa, Chordata, Actinopteri, Scatophagidae. The record is from RefSeq and is a predicted model, not a curated record.
AUGGGUCACUGUAUUCAUGUAAUGUUACUGUUUCUGCUUUUUCUGGGAGCCUUAGGAACAAACGAAGAUGCUGCACCCUGUGAGAUGCUGGGGAAUCCAGAGUUUCCUCUGUUGGCUAAAGAAGGAGAUGUCACUAUUGGAGGCUCAUUUUCCAUCCAUAGCCAAAUCUCAAAGCCUCUGCUGUCCUUCAGAGAUACUCCAGAACAUGUCAUAUGCUCCAGGAUAAAUUUCAGAGAAUUUCGUUUUGCCCAGACUUUGAUUUUUGCGAUUGAGGAGAUCAACAAUAGCAGCUCUCUCUUACCUAAUAUCUCACUUGGUUAUAAGAUAUUUGACAGCUGUGGUUCAACACUGCCUUCAACGCGUGCAGUGAUGGGUCUAAUGAACGGACAGAAAAGGACUUUAGGAAAAAAUUGCACCAACCAGUCUGUUCAUGCCAUCAUCGGUGCUUCCGAGUCUUCCUCAACCAUUGUGAUGCUCCAAAUUUCAGGGGUUUUCCAAAUACCAGUGAUCAGCCACUUUGCUACCUGUGCUUGUCUGAGUAACAGAAAAGAGUACCCCUCCUUCUUCAGAACCAUCCCUAGUGACUACUAUCAGAGCCGAGCCUUGGCAAAACUGGUAAAACACUUUGGCUGGACAUGGGUUGGGGCAGUUAGAAGUGACAAUGAUUAUGGCAACAAUGGCCUGGCAACUUUUAUCACAGCUGCAAGUCAGGAGGGGGUCUGUGUUGAGUAUUCAGAGGCCAUCUCAAGAACUGACCCGAGUGAUCAAGUAGCCAGGGUGGUCAGAGUGAUCCAAAGAGGCAGUGCAAGGGUUUUAGUUGCCUUCCUUGCCCAGAGUGAGAUGAACAUUCUGCUUGAGGAAGCUCUGAAACAGAACUUGACUGGGCUGCAAUUGGUGGGCAGUGAGUCCUGGAUUACAGCAGGUCAUCUGGCCACUAAGAGGUACUCAGGAAUCCUGACAGGGUCUCUGGGCUUCACCAUCAGAAAGACAAAGAUUACAGGCCUGCAAGAAUUUCUUUUGCAUGUGAACCCAAGCCAGGACCCUCAGAAUAAUCUGUUGAGAGAGUUCUGGGAAGCAACAUUUGGUUGCAGUUUCCAAUCCAGUCUGCAUGGUCAGACACAGUGCUCUGGCUCUGAGGAACUACAGAACAUCAAUAAUCCUUUCACAGACGUGUCAGAACUAAGGAUAUCUAACAAUGUAUAUAAGGCUGUGUAUGCUGUUGCUCAUGCCAUGCAUAACAUGUUAAAAUGUGGAGAAAGUGAUGAAAGGUUGAAUAAGUCAUGCACCUGGAAAGGUGAUUUUGAACCACAACAGGUUGUGAAACAACUUCAAGAUGUGAAUUUCACUCUGAAUUCAGGAGAAAGAGUAUAUUUUGAUAGAAAUGGAGACCCUGCAGCGACUUAUGAGCUGGUUAACUGGCAGACAAACCAGGCAGGAGAUACUGUGUUUGUUGCUGUAGGGAGCUAUGAUGCUUCACUGCCAGAUGGACAGCAGUUUAGUAUGAAUGGAAUAGACAUAACUUGGGCUGCUGAAUCCCCAAAGAGGCCACAGUCGUUCUGCAGCAAGAGUUGUCUGCCAGGUUUCCGGCAGGCUAUGAUUAAAGGCAAACCCAUCUGCUGUUUCUCCUGCAUCACCUGUGCUGCUGGAGAGAUCAGCAGCUCCAACAAUUCUGCAGAGUGUUCAAGGUGUCCACUGGAGUACUGGUCAAAUGAAGAUCACAGCCAGUGUGUUCCAAAGGUGAUUGAGUUCCUAUCUUACGGAGAAACCAUGGGAGCCCUCCUUACUGCUUUCUCAUUGUUUGGAGCAAGUUUAACACUGGUGGUGUUAUGUGUCUUCUUUCAGUUUCGUCACACACCUCUUGUCAAAGCCAGUAACUCUGAACUGAGUUUCCUGCUGCUUUUCUCCUUGACUCUGUGCUUCCUGUGCUCUCUAACGUUCAUAGGCCGGCCCUCUGCGUGGUCCUGCAUGCUGCGACACACAGCUUUUGGCAUCACCUUUGCCUUGUGUAUGUCAUGCAUCUUAGCUAAAACCAUAGUUGUGGUGCUUGCUUUUAAGGCUAAAAGGCCAACAAACACAGUUCCUCAGUGUUCCGCUCCGCUUCAGAGAACAAGUGUUCUUAUCUGUACUUUACUGCAGGUUGUAGUUUGUGCAUUCUGGUUAACUCUUGCCCCGCCAUUCCCCUACAAAAAUACUGCUCAUGCUACUGAAAGGAUUAUUCUAGAGUGUGAUUUAGGUUCACCUAUAGGGUUCUGGGCUGUGUUGGGGUACAUCGGGCUUCUGGCUGUGUUAUGUUUUAUUCUUGCUUUUCUGGCUCGAAAGCUGCCUGACAAUUUCAAUGAAGCCAAAUUUAUCACCUUUAGCAUGCUGAUAUUCUGUGCAGUCUGGAUCACCUUCAUCCCAGCAUAUGUCAGCUCUCCUGGCAAGUUUACUGUUGCUGUGGAGAUAUUUGCUAUUCUGGCUUCAAGUUUUGGGCUACUUUUCUGCAUAUUUGCACCAAAAUGUUACAUUUUACUAAUAAAACCAGAGAAAAAUACUAAAAAACAUAUGAUGGGGAGAAAUCAGUCACAAUGA